Fusarium venenatum is the source of this 1467-nucleotide messenger RNA. RefSeq lists its product as uncharacterized. Gene Ontology annotation, biological process: proteolysis. NCBI's taxonomy places the organism in Eukaryota, Fungi, Ascomycota, Sordariomycetes, Hypocreales, Nectriaceae. Gene Ontology annotation, molecular function: metalloexopeptidase activity. The record is from RefSeq and is a predicted model, not a curated record.
AUGAAACUUGCCUGCAUUGUCCUAUCUCUAGCACUAUGGGCUAAUGGGGCCUAUGCAUACAAGCGUCUCUCCCCCCAGCAAGCUGCAGAUAGUAUCAAAAAGAAAGACCUUGAUAAUUUUCUUCAGAAGUUAUAUAACAUUGCUCUCGACAACAACAAUAGCCGAGCUUUUGGACUUUCUGGCUACAAAGCCUCUCUUGAUUUUGUUCAUGAACGCUUGAGCCAAGGAGACCAGUUCGAUAUCUCUGUUCAGCCAUUCACCCAUCUCUUUUCCCAGACUCACAAGAUUGCUGUGACAGGCCCUGAAGGAGAGAACGUCGAUGCGGUAUCCCUACAAUAUAAUCAUGCUACUCCGCUGCCCGGGGGCGUAACUGCUCCGCUGGUUUUGAUCCCCAUCGACGACGAACGUGGUUCGGGCUGUUUCGAAGACCAAUGGAAUGGAAUUGAUGUUAAAGGAAAGAUCGCUUUGAUCAAGCGCGGUAAAUGCCAUUUCAUAAACAAACUCAAACUCGCAAAGGAAAACGGCGCUUCAGCGGCCAUUGUUUUCAAUGACAAUCCUGCUCAAACCGCAGGCUCCGGCUCCCUCGGCGCUGAAAAUAUUGGUAAACUUGCGCCUGUUGGUGUUAUCACAUAUGAUCAAGGCAACGCCUGGGCAGAACGACUCAAGGGUGGCGAAACUUUGGAAAUCAACUUGACCAUUGAUGUCUUGAACGAAAAGCGCGAGACGUGGCAGAUCAUCGCAGACACCAAGGAAGGCGAUCCUGAUAACAUUGUUAUUCUGGGUGCUCAUCUUGACUCUGUUCAAGAGGGCCCUGGUAUCAACGACAACGGAAGUGGUGUAGCUGCCUUGCUCAGCAUCGCCGAGGCAAUCAAGCAUAAAACUUUCAAGAACAAACUCAGAGUGGCCUUUUGGGGAGCAGAGGAGAGCGGAAUGAUCGGUUCGACAUAUUACGUGUCGAGUUUAUCUAAGGAGGAGGCGAGCAAGAUUCGAUUCUACUACAACUACGAUAUGAUCGCCUCUCCGCAACCCUACUACAUUGUAUAUUCCGACUCAGACGCCCACAAAGCUGGUGCUAAGUAUCUAUACGAGUACUUGACUGAGCAUAGAUAUCCAGCUGAAUACGCACCUUUCGGGAGUUCAUCUGAUUAUAUAGGCUUUCUCGAAUUGGGAAUUCCCUCAUCUGGUAUCUUUACUGGUGCCGGUCCGCCGCAAGAUGUCUGCUAUCAUACUGCUUGUGACGAUAUCAAGAAUAUCAACAAGGAAGCAUUUCUUAUCAAUGCAAAGGCUGCCGCAUAUGCAGCUGCUAGUCUUGCCUUGAGUGUCGAAGAUGUACCCAAGCACGAUAUCUCGAGUAUGAACCCAUUAAGCAAGCUUGGGAUAACCAGAAACAUGGCUAGAUGGGCCAAUGUUGCUUGGGGAGCUGAGAAAGUACAUAGUUGUGGGAGUGGGAGAAAAGUCUUCAUGUAA